Aethina tumida (small hive beetle) is the source of this 1157-nucleotide messenger RNA. RefSeq lists its product as uncharacterized. Gene Ontology annotation, cellular component: neuron projection. The record is from RefSeq and is a predicted model, not a curated record. The transcript has 2 exons. Gene Ontology annotation, molecular function: peptide binding; G protein-coupled receptor activity. NCBI's taxonomy places the organism in Eukaryota, Metazoa, Arthropoda, Insecta, Coleoptera, Nitidulidae. Bases 138 to 1043 code for a protein of 301 amino acids.
CGAUUAUUCACUCGGUUAUUGGUUGUUGUUUGGUUGGCGAAUCAUGUGUCUGAAAAGUACGGACUAAGUCGCGUCGGUGUGCUAAACUUUGCCGGUUACAACGUUUCCCGAUAUAAACAAAAAAAAAACCGAUCAUCAUGGUAUCCGAAACAUCUGAUGACAGAACAAACGAUAUGUCGGAAGAACACUUUAGUUGGGACUGGAUAUUAUUUAUGGAUUUUUACUUCAUCCUCUCCUUGAUCUGUUUGGCAGCUGAUUUCGUGAUCAUAAUUGCCAUAGUCAAAUACAGAAGACUGCGGAACAGAAAAUCCAACAUACUUAUCCUCCAUUGGACCAUUUGUGAUGCAACGUUCCAGGGAUUACAUCCUGUGAUCUUUCGACUAUCACUUCAAGGCACCUUUCAACACUGGUACCACGAAAUUGUUUGCAUCUUGGAGGAGUUUUGCUACACGAUGCUGAUGAUUGAAGUACUAUUCGUUAUUCUGCUCACGUUUUACUGGUAUUAUGAGAUACACGACCCCAUAAAACUUGUUAAACUUGGCAACCACCUAACGUUUUCUGUCGUAUUUGUAUAUUGUUUCGGCUUGUUUUCGAUGGGCAUCCACAUCUGGGCUUGUGUAGCACACUCUUUCUUUGGGCCGACCAGUAUGAUCAUUUCAGUUUUAGGAUUUUUUGCUUAUUUUCUGUUUACGGUUAUCAUUAAUAUUGUCAGUGCAAUUAGACGGAAAUUGAACAGGAGCACUUCUAGGCCACUUAGUAACGUUAAUUUUAUUUUGAGUAACUUCUUCUUUAUCUGUAAGUUUUCUGUGUUGGUGGUAUGUCUUGUUUCUUCCUUAUUUGUGUUCCAUUUCAUUGGAAUUAUGGCUGCGUUUUUAUUCGCAGUUUCCAAUUCCAUAUUUAACUUAAUCAUUCUGUAUUUCCGCGAUGAAGAUUAUAAGGUAUUCCUUAAAAAUAUUUUUACUUUGAAGUGCGGUAGAUACAAUGACGAAUUUGUUGAUGAGCCAAUAAGAUAUGCAAAUGGAGAUGUCGAAUCCCGUAGUUAAUAUGACUUAAUUAUGUAUGCUCAUAUUUUUAUAUUUUGUGUACUGAUUUAUGUAUAUUUUGUUUGUUUUUAUACUUUUCUUGUUUUAUUAUUGACAAUAAAAUAUUUUACACUU